AUGUUCUCUAUGCGUAGCUUCAGACUUUCAAGCCUUCUGCGGCUUGACGUGCCAAGCAGCUGCGGCGAUGCUGCCCCAACGGCCGCGCAGCUGAAGCCCGUGUCUAGUGGCGCCCAGGCCGCCGUAGCUGCGGCCAGCGCGCAUGCCGCUUCCAGCAUAAGCGCAAAGCUCAAGGGGCUGCUGCGCCUGCGCGGCAGCGACGACGCCGAGGCCACCAGCCGCGACGACACACACCCCGUCGCCCCUGGCCAAGCAGUUGCCACAGACCCUGCUGGUGAUGAGUGGUUUGACGCGGUCGGCGACGCCACCUGCGUAGUGGAGGUGACGGGCCGCCCCUCCUCCCCUGCUGCCGCCGCUGACAACGACCAAGGGACGGCGGCCAUCAGCACCACCCCCGCCACUCACAUCGGCGACGACGCGCCCAAGGAGGCAACAACGUCCUCAUCAGCGCGCCACUCCUUCCUCGACCUCCUCAUUCCCACCAGGCUUCGGCGCCGCCAGUCCGUGGCAGCCAAGCAAGCGGCGGCCGCCGAGCAGGAGCGGCAGCUGCUGGCCGGCCUGCAGGCCAUCCUGGUGGCCUCUGCCCUGACCCGCUUCCGCUCAGGCCGCAUAAUCGGCAUGGGCGGCGAGGGUGAGGUGCGGCGCGUGGAGAUCGACGGCGUGCCCUACGCCCUCAAGCGGGAGGACCGCCCCUCAAAAGAGGCCAAGUGGGGCAGCAAGAUUGCGCGCCGCCUGGGGGGCCUCGUACCCUGGGUGCAGACGCCGCUGGCGUCCUGGGUGGAUGAGCGGCGGGGCAACGCAUACCACCUGUUUCUCCUCGCGGAGGGCAGCCUGCACGAUGCGCUGCUGGGGCUGGAGCAGCAGCGCAGCCGUGAGGCCAAGACCACAACCGCUUCCAUUGACAUCACCAGCGACAAGAGCGGCAGCCUCAUUGCGGCACCCCCCAGCGUCUUCUUCUCUGUGGCCGCGCACUCUGUCCUGGCGCUGCGCCGCGUGCACCAGGCCCGCCUGCGCCACUCUGACAUCAAGGAGGGCAACCUGCUGGUGGGCCGCGACGGCUACCUCACGCUGAGCGACCUGGGCGUCACCGGCCGCGCACGCGACCACGGCCUCGACACGGAGAGCUCAGCCUACUACAUGGCCCCGGAGCAGCUCGCGCCCAAGUCGCUGCAGUGCUCCAUGCGCGUUGCACUCGCCACUGUGGGGUGCGCGCUGCGCUGCACCGACAGCCGCCCCAUCGACGUGUGGGCGCUGGGCAUGACAUUUGUGCGCCUGCUCGUCAACCCGGCUGACUAUGAGAGCGCCUAUGACGCCAUCCACGCGGGCUGCUGGGUGCCGCCGGCCCACGUGGGCCCCGAGCUGGCGCACCUCCUGAGCUGCAUCCUGCGGCGUGACCCCGCACGCCGCAUCACUGCGAAGCGCAUGAUGCGCCACCCCUUCUUUGUGAGUGUGGACUGGGCGGCGCUGGAUGGGCAUGGUGGUGAGAUGGCUGUCGACCUUGGGCAGGCGGCGGCGCUGGGCAGGGCCUGCUACGGCUUUGCAUCCUGA
Messenger RNA from Monoraphidium neglectum, 1548 nucleotides. RefSeq lists its product as hypothetical. Bases 1 to 1548 code for a protein of 515 amino acids. The transcript is spliced from 3 exons. NCBI's taxonomy places the organism in Eukaryota, Viridiplantae, Chlorophyta, Chlorophyceae, Sphaeropleales, Selenastraceae. Gene Ontology annotation, molecular function: ATP binding; protein serine/threonine kinase activity. Gene Ontology annotation, biological process: protein phosphorylation. The record is from RefSeq and is a predicted model, not a curated record. Gene Ontology annotation, cellular component: cytoplasm.